Callithrix jacchus (white-tufted-ear marmoset) is the source of this 5614-nucleotide messenger RNA. The record is from RefSeq and is a predicted model, not a curated record. Lineage: Eukaryota; Metazoa; Chordata; Mammalia; Primates; Cebidae.
GCAGAGAGGCCCCGGGGGGCGUGGGUGACAGGUCAUUCUUUUUCGCCCCCGAUCUUUAAUUUUCCUGUCGGGGUGGGGGAAGGACAGACGGGCGUUUGGCAUUUCGCUCACGUCCGAAGUCAGGCUGCGGCAGGGGUUGGGAUGGGCAAGGCUUGGCGUCUGAGCGACUGAGGAGAGGAGCGCUGAACGCGAAAGGGGUGCUUCUGCAAGUUUUUUCCCCCUCCUGAACACCCUUUUUAAAAAGCCAACGGCCGCCCUGGGAGAGGCCCCGGCGCAUGAAUCAUUCUCGCUUCCUGCCCCCGCCCGGCCCCGCGCUCCCGGUGCCGCGGAUUUGAACUGGACGCAGACGGGAACCCGCAAACAGGCAUUUCUUUGCAAAUGGGUUUGAAUCAGCCAAUCACAGCCCGCAGGGGCCCGCUCCGGGAGGACGGAGGCGGGGGCUGGGGGGGCGCCACCCGGGGGCCCCCGCCCGGCCAGGGUGGAGGGGGUGCGGCGACUCGGCCGGCUCCCAGAGGCUCAGCGGGGGAGGAAGUGUCAGUUUGUGAACCUGCAGCGGCCCCGGCCUGGCCCCAGGCAGGACGGGCGGGGACCUCGCAGCGCCGGGGGAGCCAGGUGGCAGGGAGAGGACAGGGGUUCAGAACGUAUCCCCUGCCUGGGAGCCUGUGCGCUCUGCGCUGGAGAAAAAGGAGAUGGAAGUGGGGGUGGAGAGGGUCGUGGUCACGCCACCAUCUGGGGAACUGAGACCCCUGCAGUGCCCCGCUCGCCCCAGGGCCCCGCACAUAAACUCGUACUUAGCUUCACACACUCCCUGGCACAAUGCCUUGGACAUCAUCCCACCCAGUCUUACAGGAGUACACACACGCACCACACAAAAACAAGCACUGGACCCUCUCCCUGUGGACAGUCAUAAUACCAGGUGCCCAGCGCCGUGGCCACAGGGAGGAGACCCGAGUAGGCGCGCAGGGAAAGAGCCAGGCUGUGACUCUGUAGUGGAGAGUGUGUGGAGGGGCAUGGAGCCAGGUGAGUCCAGCGGGGAAGGGAGCGUUAGGGAUGGCUUUGAGCACCGGUGAGGGCAGUGGAGAGCCCCAGAAGGUUUCUGGAAGGAGAUUGGUGGCCCUGAGGAAGAGUCUGGUGGAAAGGCAGGAAUGCAGGAGCAGCCUAUAUAGCACUGGGUGCUGGUAGUACCCGUUCCCCAACCCAGGUGCCUAGUGGAGGUGAACACAAGGCCCAGGAAACUGUUAUUGAGUGAAUGAGUGAAUGAAUGAAUGACCCAAGCAAAAGAUGAGGCCUGAACUCAGACCAGCAUGGGAGGAUGGAAGCUAGAACCGGAAAGCCAGAAGUCAUGGCACUUAAAAUGGGCAGACUACGGCAGCUCAUUGCUUGGAGGAGUUUGAGAUGCAUGGAGGCAAUGCCACUAGCAGGGAGAGAGGAAUCCAUGGGCAAACUGCAUGCUGCUGAAAAGGAUGGUGAGAGACAGGUGUGGAGAGGUUGGCAUGGAGAUGACUUCACUGCUUGGAGCAAAUGUAUAUCUAGGUGAAAGCAUAAGUGAGUUUAAAUGUCCCAGAAUUGGUUUCCAUUAAAUCAUCUCGUAAUUGACAACAGAAGGGGGAUUACAAAAGACAGAUGACCCGUCUACACUAGUUACAAGCCACCCAGGAGUUUUCCUUUCUAGUGUCAGGGGAAGCUGAUGGAGAAUCGAGCUCUGGAUCCAGGGACUCGGGACUCCUAUGGUGCCACCAGCCACCUCCCCAACAAGGGGGCCCUGGCGAAGGUCAAGAACAACUUCAAAGACCUAAUGUCCAAGCUGACAGAGGGCCAGUAUGUGCUGUGCCGGUGGACAGAUGGCCUGUACUACCUCGGGAAGAUCAAGAGGGUCAGCAGCUCUAAGCAAAGCUGCCUCGUGACUUUCGAAGAUAAUUCCAAAUACUGGGUCCUAUGGAAGGACAUACAGCAUGCUGGCGUUCCAGGAGAGGAGCCCAAGUGCAACAUCUGCCUGGGGAAGACAUCAGGGCCGCUGAAUGAGAUCCUCAUCUGCGGAAAGUGUGGCCUGGGUUACCACCAGCAGUGCCACAUCCCCAUAGCGGGCAGUGCUGACCAGCCCCUGCUCACACCUUGGUUCUGCCGACGCUGCAUCUUCGCACUGGCUGUGCGGAAAGGCGGCGCGCUGAAGAAGGGCGCCAUCGCCAGGACGCUGCAGGCCGUGAAGAUGGUGCUGUCCUACCAGCCGGAGGAGCUCGAGUGGGACUCGCCUCACCGCACCAACCAGCAGCAAUGCUACUGCUACUGCGGUGGGCCCGGAGAAUGGUACCUGCGGAUGCUGCAAUGUUACCGAUGCAGACAGUGGUUCCACGAGGCCUGCACCCAGUGCCUCAAUGAGCCCAUGAUGUUUGGAGACCGGUUUUACCUGUUCUUCUGCUCCGUGUGUAACCAGGGCCCAGAGUACAUCGAGAGGCUGCCCCUGCGAUGGGUGGACGUGGUUCACCUGGCCCUCUAUAAUCUGGGGGUACAGAGCAAGAAGAAGUACUUUGACUUUGAGGAGAUUCUGGCCUUUGUCAACCACCACUGGGAGCUCCUGCAGCUUGGCAAGCUCACCAGCACCCCCGUGACAGAUCGAGGACCGCAUCUCCUCAACGCUCUGAACAGUUACAAAAGCCGGUUCCUCUGCGGCAAGGAGAUCAAGAAGAAGAAGUGCAUCUUCCGCCUGCGCAUCCGCGUCCCACCCAACCCACCAGGGAAACUGCUGCCUGACAAGGGACUGCUGCCAAAUGAGAACAGCGCCUCCUCUGAGCUGCGUAAGAGAGGAAAGAGCAAGCCUGGUUUGUUGCCUCACGAAUUCCAGCAGCAGAAAAGGCGAGUUUAUAGAAGAAAAAGAUCAAAGUUUUUGCUGGAAGAUGCUAUUCCCAGUAGUGACUUCACCUCAGCCUGGAGCACCAACCACCACCUGGCUAGCAUCUUUGACUUCACGCUGGAUGAAAUUCAAAGUUUAAAAAGUGCCAGCUCAGGCCAGACCUUCUUCUCAGAUGUCGACUCCACCGACGCUGCCAGCACCUCUGGCUCUGCCUCCACCAGCCUCUCCUAUGACUCCAGAUGGACAGUGGGCAGCAGAAAGAGGAAGCUGGCAGCCAAGGCAUAUAUGCCCCUGCGGGCAAAGCGGUGGGCAGCUGAGUUGGAUGGACGCUGCCCCUCGGACAGCAGUGCAGAGGGCACUUCGGUUCCCGAGCGGCCAGACGAAGGCAUUGACAGCCACACAUUUGAGAGCAUCAGUGAAGAUGACUCGUCCCUAUCCCACCUCAAGUCAUCUAUCACCAACUACUUUGGUGCAGCUGGGCGGUUGGCCUGUGGGGAGAAGUACCAGGUGUUGGCUCGGAGGGUCACACCUGAGGGCAAGGUUCAGUACCUGGUGGAGUGGGAAGGGACCACCCCUUACUGAAUAGCCCCCAGGGGGUUCCAGGGGCCCUGAAAACCAAAGGAGGUGCAGCAGAAGCCAUAGGCUCCCCAGCUUUCUCCAGGCUGGGAUGGGAGAAGGAAGCAGGACAGAGCUGCAAGUGCCUGGCAGAAGGCCCUGCCUGCCUGCCUGCCCAGCCAAGGCCUGCGUCUCUCUUGUACCAGCUCUGCUCCAGGGCCUCCUCAGGCUCACCACCCCUACAUGCUCCACACCCCCUCAGACUCUGUCUCUUCCUCUGACCUUGUGUCCCCUGCUCUGGGACCCUUCCUCCUGAGGCCCAGGUCUUUGUCCCAGUUGUGUGCCUUGACCUCUCUUGCCCCUUUUGGGUGUGUUUGCACAUCUUGUGUGUGUACAGCUGGCCCACCACUGGAUACCCUUCACACCUGACUCAUGGGGCAGCCAGUCCUCCAGGGACCACAUAACAGGUGCCUUUGGCAGAGCAUAGGAGAAGAUGGAUGAGGAUGCCGCUCAGUGCUUUUCUCUUCCACUUUCCUGCUACUCCCCACUGCCCUUGGAGAGAGGUGGCGGGGUGGGAGAAAGCCCCUUUGAAAGCCUGCAAGGAUAUGAAGGGUAAAGGGCUGUGUCUGCCUCAGAAGGCACCAGCUCCAGGGCCCAGGUAUUAAGGCUGAGAGUGAAGGCUGCCAGUGUCAGCUUUGGAGGUUCCAGAAGUCAUCUGUUCCCCACCCCCUCUCCCCUCAGUUGCCACAGAGCUGGGCCAGGCCUUGAAGGAAUGGAGACAUCCUUCAAAACCUGGGGGAACAGAGUGGAGGGUGGUAGUGGUGGGAGGAAAACCAUGUCAUGCUAAACCCGACUUUCCGGUGCCUCCCACCCCCAGACCCACCAGACACCACCCAGCAGACAAUACACACCCACUCCCACAAGCUUCCACCCAUGUGUGUUGUACUUUAUGCCCUAAGCACACACACAGCCACUAACCACAUGCCCAAGUGUACACACAGCCACACAGUCCCUCUGGGCCUGCUGGCUCCACCCUUGUCUUUCCCAUGGCCCUCCAUAUGGAAUGUGAAAGCUCUGCUCCCGCCCCUUCUUUUAGCCCAUCAACCAGCUUUGGUCCCAUAGGGAAGCACAGGGGACUCAACCUCUUUCAUAUCCCUUGCCCUUCCCUGAAACGGACAAUCACUUUUUGGGAUAGGUUGCGAUUUUUAAAGGGCCUGCAUCAUUCCAUUUUCCUCAAAGAGAAGCCCUUGCCAGUGGGGGUUUGAAAGAGAAUUUUUAGAACCAGCAUUCAAAUUCUGCCUCAUCUGGAGGGAAACCAAAAUUGGGAGGAGGAAGAGGACCCCUCAUGUUUUGCUGCUUCCAGAGAUAUUAGAAACUGACUCACUUGAUUGGAAAAUGGACAAAAGUGCCUUGAGGUGGAGGGUGGGCACCAGAUGGGGACCAGCCUUGCCAACUGCUGCUGUGGCCUCCAGCUUGGCUGGUUUUGCAGGCCACCAGCAGGAAGGCGAAGGUGAUAGUAUAGCAAGAGGCACUGGGGGCAGCAGGCCUGUAGGGGCUGUUCUCCAUUACUAGGCCUGCCCCCUCUACCUAUGAGCAUUCCGAGGGUCCCUGAGAUAGUUUAGAUGCCCAUCUUAGACCUCAGCUCCCACAGUGCCUUCUAAGAGGGACCUCACCUCCUACACACAGCCCACCCACUUUACUCUGCUUCCCUGGCACAGCCCAGGCAUAGACGAGCUGGCAUUGGACCCAGUCUUCCCCCUUCUCAGCCCCACAGCUGCUGCUACAGGGGCCAACUGGGGCCAGGUGGAAGGGGAGCUAAGAAGCCAGCCCCUAGCCCAGUGGUGCUGUGGGACCUGGGAUCCAAUCUAGCUUCCUGUCUGGCUUCAGAGAGCCCAGCAACCUCCUAGGCCUGCUUUCCAGAUUUCUAAGACAGCCUGGGAUGAGCAAUCCUGUUACAGUACAUCUGGACCUUCUCUACCUGGGCUCCAGAGAGGCUCUGGGCUUGGAGAGGGAAAAGCAGGGAGGGGGUGUGUUCACCACCUGGGAGGACAGCACAAGGCCUAAUGAGGUCACCCUGACUCCCCACCCCAGCAUUUCAUUCAUACCAGAUAAUAGCUGCAUUACUGCCAACUGACCUUAUAACCCUCUGCACCUUCAAAAAGAUUCAUGGUUUUAAAUUGCUGCUUUUAAUAACAUUUGUUAAAGUUAUAA